Molecule: messenger RNA, 1497 nt
Organism: Syzygium oleosum
Lineage: Eukaryota; Viridiplantae; Streptophyta; Magnoliopsida; Myrtales; Myrtaceae
Product: caffeic acid 3-O-methyltransferase
Exons: 4
Coding region: 114-1214 (366 amino acids)
Biological process (GO): methylation
Molecular function (GO): protein dimerization activity; O-methyltransferase activity; S-adenosylmethionine-dependent methyltransferase activity
Source: RefSeq, a predicted model, not a curated record
CUCACUUCAAUCCCCACCCCUUUUUUGGCCAAUCUGUUCUUUCAUUCCAUUUCCUCUGCUUUCCUUUGGCUCAAUUCUCGUCCAAGAAGCAGAAGAAGAGAGGGAGAAGGAAAAUGGGAUCAACAGGAUCCGAGACCCAGAUGACCCCGACCCAAGUCUCGGACGAGGAGGCGAACCUCUUCGCCAUGCAGCUGGCGAGCGCCUCCGUGCUCCCCAUGGUCCUCAAGGCCGCCAUCGAGCUUGACCUCCUCGAGAUCAUGGCCAAGGCCGGGCCGGGUGCUUACCUCUCCCCUGGCGAGGUCGCGGCCCAGCUCCCGACCCGGAACCCCGACGCCACGGUCAUGCUCGACCGGAUGUUCCGGCUGCUGGCCAGCUACUCCGUGCUCACGUGCACCCUCCGCGACCUCCCCGAUGGCAAGGUCGAGCGGCUUUACGGUUUAGCCCCAGUGUGCAAGUUCUUGGUCAAGAACGCGGAUGGGGUCUCCAUUGCCCCACUCAGCCUGAUGAACCAGGACAAAGUCCUCAUGGAAAGCUGGUAUUACCUGAAAGAUGCGGUCCUUGAAGGCGGAAUCCCGUUCAACAAGGCAUACGGGAUGACCGCGUUCGAGUAUCACGGCACCGACCCACGAUUCAACAAGAUCUUCAACCGGGGAAUGUCCGAUCACUCCACCAUUACCAUGAAGAAGAUACUGGAAACGUACAAGGGCUUCGAGGGCCUCAAGACAGUGGUCGAUGUCGGAGGCGGCACCGGGGCCGUGCUCAGCAUGAUCGUUGCCACAUACCCGUCGAUUAAAGGGAUCAACUUCGACUUGCCUCAUGUGAUUGAAGACGCUCCGUCCUUACCCGGUGUGGAGCACGUUGGAGGUGACAUGUUCGUUAGCGUUCCAAAGGGAGAUGCCAUUUUCAUGAAGUGGAUAUGCCAUGAUUGGAGUGAUGAACAUUGCACAAAGUUCCUCAGGAACUGCUACGAUGCGCUUCCUGAAAAUGGAAAGGUGAUCCUUGCGGAGUGCGUACUCCCUGUGUACCCAGACCCGAGCCUAGCGACCAAGAAUGUGAUCCACAUCGACUGCAUCAUGCUGGCCCACAACCCAGGCGGGAAAGAGAGGACAGAGAAGGAGUUUGAGGCGUUGGCCAAAGAGGCGGGAUUUCAGGGCUUCCAAGUCAUGUGUUGCGCUUUCAACACUUACGUCAUGGAGUGCUUGAAGACGGCUUGAACUGCUCUUCUUGGUGGUGAUGUUCAUGGUUCUUGAAUUUGAAAGGUCGCAAAUGAGCCCUUUUUUCGCAGCUGGAUUUCGAUUCGGGGUACCAAGUUCUACUCGUAAAAGGAAACAAUAAGAAAGUGACUGUAUGAUGCUCAGUGAUGGGGCGAGGAGAAAGUUACAAGAUUUGUUGGAUUAUGUCAAUAAAGUUCGAGUCUGCAUACUGAUUUUACAAAAUGUGUAACGAAACGGAGUAUAUGGAUGUGCCUGAAUGAUGAAAUUGUGAUAUUCUGUCUUC